Molecule: messenger RNA, 1419 nt
Organism: Arthroderma uncinatum
Lineage: Eukaryota; Fungi; Ascomycota; Eurotiomycetes; Onygenales; Arthrodermataceae
Exons: 4
Coding region: 1-1419 (472 amino acids)
Source: RefSeq, a predicted model, not a curated record
AUGAAUUCUUCUCCUCCUGUUAAGUAUACAUGCUGGAGCGACACAUUCAACACCAGGCCCGUAGCCGAAGGCCUUCAACUAGCAGUUGGAAGAUCCAAAUAUCUUCGGUAUUGCCCCCCAGAGGAAAACACUCAUGUCGAGAUUCGAUACGAGGCAGGGGUGGUUUCUCUACAUCGUCGACAGGUUCGGAUUGCGUCACAGCGCAUAGACGAAGCUCAAGGAACGUUGCCGGAAACUUUUGGUGACAUUGUUAUGCAUGCGGAGAGGCUUUCUAGAGCGCACCGUGUACUUGAAUUGCGAUGUGAAGGGGGGGAAGAGAGUCUGGAACACGCUGUAGACUUUCAGGUCGGUUUUGUGGAGGAAAAAAAGCCUGGCAGGCUAUUUCAAAAAAGUGAUAACCGCGUCAACGAGGGAGAUCGUCUUUAUAUUCGAUUGAAUAACAAGGGAGAUAGCCCGGUUUAUGUGUCUGUUUUCAAUGUCAACAUUGCGGGCCACAUCUUUCUAUUGACACCACGACACCCUUUGGGUAUGAAAAUACCUCCCGGAGAAUCUAAGGCCAUAGGAUAUACUGCCUUCAACGUUUUGAAAGGCCUCGAGAUGGUCUGGCCAGAAGGCCUCUCUAGAGAUUCACCGAUUGAAGAGUGGUUUCUGUUUGUGCUUUCAGGCGCCCCGGUUGAUUUACGAUACUUAUGUGAUUCGAUGGAUCGCGAUCUUAUCUCCACUCUCAACCGCAAUGUGCUACUCCCAGAAGAAGAAAGCCUCGAUAAUCGUUACGAUAUAGCUUAUAUACCGUUCUCCUUUCAUCCAGCAGCUGCUGAGCCUGGAAAUGGACUUGCUAUCGAAAAAGUUACUCCCUUUCCACCCGACGAAGGGGAUAUUCAGCCUAUGGAUACCAUGCAGGAGCAACAGCAUAUUCCUGCAGCAGAGCUGCCAGAACCCGAAUCUAUGACGGAACAUGAUGACGCCCCACCAACCGUCAUUGGAAAGGGAAUCUUUGGCGCAAUCAAGCGAGCUCACAUCCCGCUCCUUAUUCGGGUUGUAAACCAACACGAUGAAGAGAUUACGGUUGUUGUCUCCAAAUAUCGGCCAAAUCGGAUGCUGUCAGGUGCCUCUGUGAACGCAUCCGCUACCGGCGGAGGAAUAGAAUUCAACACCACUACAUUUGUUGGGCCAGCUACCAAAAAGACACUCCUACCCUGGGACGGAAGCGAUACCGGCCCGACGGCUACCUUCCCUCUCUCGACUCGAAAGGAAGGGUUUGGCGUCAUCACGAUCUUUAAAGGCCCUCAGAAGACACUAUACAUCGAGAACGACCGCGUUCCGCUUGGUGCUACUGCGUAUUUCGUAAAUAAACCUGAUCUGAAGAUUAUAGAAUAUGCUACUAAGCAGGUCUCCUGGGGAUCUAGGAAGUUAAAUUAA